AAAAAACCUGAGUCGCGGGAAAUAUAACCACGUUAUAACGUAUAUCCUCACCCUGCUAUUUCGUAGACAUAACUCAGGCUCAUAGGUGAAAAAUUAUAAUCCUGGUGUCAAUGGAGUUGAAGAUUGAACGAUCAAUUCUUGGUUGUUUGCUCAAAAUCAACUUCCUCGAUUUUCGCGGAGGCAUCAAUACGACAGUCAUCGUCUCAUCGGUCGCUGUUCAGAAAGAAGAGUUAAAUAUCGUCAGAAACCUUAGUUUUCUUAGUUUGCUUAGUGAUACUUGAUCUAUAUGCUGGUGUAACAAUACAUAAUACUCAAGUCAACAAUUGGUGUUUUGGUUUUUUCGUCCGUUAUAACUAAGCGUUUCUGAAAACUCAAAGGAACAGCGUGGGCCCGAGCGUAGCGAGAGCUGGGCAUUACCGGUUUAUGAGACGGUAGCUGACAGUUUCUGACGAUAGAAACAGAUCUGGCGGAUUGAAACAGUUGGUGAAAGUUUGUAUAGUCGCCGUUCAGUUUUCCUGGUGCCGGUCAAGUCCUCUUUGAACAAGCAAUAUCUGGAACUUUUUUGGAAUUGGGUCAAGUUCAACAAUGCCUGGGUCAAAGAAGGGACAGAGUGUCUUGGAUGCAAACAGGAAAGUAAGUCAUGGUGACUUGUCUGUUAAUUGUAACGAUGUGUCUGAUGUUAAACAUGAUAUGGUUGAUGGUACUGUUUCGCCGUCCAGGGAUAAUAGGAACAUCAAACUCCCCAGGUUUGAACCACGAUGUUUUGAUGGAAACCCGGCUGAUUAUUUACAAUUUGUAAAGGAGUUUGAGAUCAUGUUGAGUGGUUUUUUAUUAAAUGAUGAAUUGAAAUUGAUGUAUUUGAUGAGAUAUUGCACUGGAGAUGCUGCAAGAGCUAUACAGUGUUGUAAGUUUAUGAAGCCAAAAGAGGGCUACGAUGAGGCUAUGAGCAUAUUACGCCAAAGGUUUGGAAGACCCUCGAUGAUUGCAGGGAAAUUAUUCGAGGCUGUUAAGGGUAAUGGUGGUCAAUUACAGGAUGACUCCCAGGCACUCACUGAGUUUUUAGAUAAUUUGCUAAUUUACAAGAAUGGUAUGAUUUCGAUGAAUCGAAUGAGUGAUCUCAACUCGAGUUUUAUACUAGAAGUAAUUGCGAGACGCCUACCUACUCGACUGCAAAGGAAGUGGGUGAAGAUAAGCUCCCGUAUGGAGGAUGAGGGUAUCGAGCCAAAGUUUGAUGAUAUCCUGAAACUGGUAAAUACUAGUGUCAAUCAAUCUAUGAGCAAGUUCGCCAGUCUGUUAGAUCUCACCCCUAGAAUAGAGCAGUCUGAGGGUAAAACGCACUCAUUGAUGACGAGUAGGCCUCAGAGAGGUGGAUAUCGAGAAAGCUCCAUGAUGUCUAGUAAUGCAUAUAGACCUAGUGAGUGUAACAGGUUUCGUAAUACAUCCUCAACAGAUAAGUUACAAGAUGCAAGACAAACACGGUUUUGUUUCACACGUGUGCAAGAGGUGCAUACAGAAGUGAACUGUGAACCAGUGAGCAAGUUCAGUGAUAAGCUAAGUGUAAACUCCAGGCCUUACUCCGAAUUGUGUGACGAUAACGUUGUUGUGAAGAAGUCUGUAGUUGCAACUGGUAAGCCGUUGCUGAAUAGAGUGUCACAGAAUAGAGUUACUGCUUCAGAGUGGAGUUCUGACUCCAAAAGUUUACAAAGUAUAACUAGUCAGAGUGAAGAUGUAAAACCUUUAAUGAUUUGUGAGGAGGAACCAAAAUUGUCUACUUCUGUUAUUAAAGAGUUUGAAAAUGAUGAACUUGACGGUAAAUUGGAUAUAUGUGAUAAUGAUCAUGAUAGUGCAGAUUUGUCUUUGGUUGAUCAUUAUGAGAUGCGGGAUAUGCCUACUACUGCUAAGUUAAAUAAAGGUUCUGUACAACUACAACGUGAAGUAGAAUUGAAUGCAGAUGCAGUUCCAGAAGGUGUGCAUACUUGUGAGACAGUCAGUGUAAUUGAUCAGCGUGUAGCCCACCUAUCAUCAGAUGAUAGUGCUAAACCCGAACUAGUAGUGAAAGACAGCAGUGGUGGUAAUCUUGCAGUUGGACAACUAUCUGAAAGCCGAAAAAGAACAGCUUCUGAUCCACCACUAAGUUCAUCACCUUGUGUCAAUCAGUCAUCGUUGGUGCUGUCAUCCGCAGUGAGACAGACACCCAUCAACUCAAGUAUCUUGUGCAAUGACUAUGGUAGUAUCAGUUCGUUUGAAAGGACGAAUAUCAAUGGUCAGUUUAGUGUGGAUAAGCCAAGUGUAAAGGAGAGAGUUAUUGUUAAAUUGACCUGCACGAAUAAAGGCAUUUCUAGUUUCAAGUUACUAUUUGAAUGUUAUUAUCUUUGGUGUAAAUUACUCUGUUUCUAUACUUGGUUGAUGAGAUAUGGCGUGUGUAUGUUGGUCAUGUAUAUUCUACGAUACAAUGACAUGAGCGGGUUACCGUUCAGAUUUGAGGAUAUAGCUGAUAGAAGGAAGUUAGCAAAUGAACUCUGCGACGAUUUUCCAACCUAGGGCGUCAACCUGAGAAGGGUUGUAGGCGUACUGCUGUAAGUCCUACAGUUCUUCAAGGGUAGUUUGUCGUGUCGGAAUCCACAACAUUUGAUGUAGUCAUUGUACAUAUGUUUGUGUUAAAUAGUUGCGAGUUCCAAUUAUUGUAAUUGUUGGUUAAUCUUGUUUGUGUCCGGACAUUCCACAACUUACAAUCGUCAACCUGUGAAGGGUUGCAGGCGUACUGGUGUAAGUCCUGCAAUUCUUCAAAGGAAUUCAAUCAAGACAUGAUCGGCGAGGUUGUUUGUACUGUUUGUAUAUAUGUGUGGUGUGUUCUAUCAAUUGGUGUUUUUUGGAUUCAUUGUGUUUACUUGUUGUUUUCGUAUCUUGUUGUUAUUGCGUAAUUUUGUAAAAUUUUCGUCGUGAUUACUUCUGAAGUUGUUUCUAGUCUUCUACGUCCAUGAAUGAAUUGAUUGAUGUUAGAGACAGCAGAUUGGUCGUAUACGCCGGGGAGGCUAGGCUAUUGCUGAGAAUGAAAUGCACACGGAGAUAAUUGUUAGCUGCGAUCCCACACGCCGGGGAGAAAGAGUGUAAACGACUGAGGCUCGCAUGCGUCACCGCUACUAGAACUGAGGCAGAAUGAGUGACAAGCGACUGCAGUAGUAAUUGGUAGUGAGUAGAUAAGACGAUGUGCGUAGAGUAUCAUGAGGUGCUGCUAUGGUCACGUUGCAUUCUGCAAGAGUCAUUCUAGCAAGUGGCGAUUGUGUUGCAAGAUGUCAAGAGGAGGUCUCUGUCUGGAGGCGCAGGUUGUUAUUGAUGUGUGAGAUUGUGCUGUGGGUAUGCUUGUGGUGUGUUGGCUUUUCUGUUUGUUUUCCAUUUCAGCUCUGUCCGUGUGACCCAGGUUCUCGCAAUGGCACCCAAGUCAACGUGCAUUGGUCGUGAAGGAAAAAAGGGUUGGAUCCCUUUUUUGCCGGGGAGUGUCAAUGGAGUUGAAGAUUGAACGAUCAAUUCUUGGUUGUUUGCUCAAAAUCAACUUCCUCGAUUUUCGCGGAGGCAUCAAUACGACAGUCAUCGUCUCAUCGGUCGCUGUUCAGAAAGAAGAGUUAAAUAUCGUCAGAAGUAACAUAACGAUUUAUUAUUGUAAUAUUUGUUUACAGACCUUAGUUUUCUUAGUUUGCUUAGUGAUACUUGAUCUAUAUGCUGGUGUAACAAUACAUAAUACUCAAGUCAACAAUUGGUGUUUUGGUUUUUUCGUCCGUUAUAACUAAGCGUUUCUGAAAACUCAAAGGAACAGCGUGGGCCCGAGCGUAGCGAGAGCUGGGCAUUACCGGUUUAUGAGACGGUAGCUGACACCUGGAAUAAGGACAAGUUGUUCAGAAGGUUGUCAGUCUCCGUAGACAUUCUACCAGAUGUCGUCAUGCAUAGUGUCUGCAAGCAGUCUUUCAAUACAUCUACCUCCCGCAAAGUUAUUGUUACGAUGCCUUUAAAUCAUUUACAUUUGGCCGUAAUACAAUUAGUGUGCUAAUAUUACUGAUGCAAUGACAUGCAAGACUUGUACAUGUUACUGUGAAGCUAGUUUGUAAUAACAUUCCCUCCAUAGUAAAUAGAAUGCUUGUGAUAAC
Trichobilharzia regenti is the source of this 4139-nucleotide messenger RNA. The record is from the annotation of a GenBank genome assembly. NCBI's taxonomy places the organism in Eukaryota, Metazoa, Platyhelminthes, Trematoda, Strigeidida, Schistosomatidae.